AUGUUCAGCAUCGCGACUGUCUCGAAACCAACCACCAUCGCUUCCUCAAGCAAUCUCACCAACAGCUCCACCAAGCAGCCUCCCACUCGUCGCACAGCUCGCUGGACCCGUCCUCGGCCACGAGCGACAUCAUCUCUACCGCUUACAAUGCCGAAAUAUAAGUCACUCCCGCCCAAUACCCCCUGUCUACGCUGCGUUCGAAAGGCCCACAACAACGGACGAAAUCAUAUUCGAAAUGUGGUUGAAUACUAUCAGCAAAUCGGACAGGAGCGAGCCCAGUCGGUGAUUGAUACAAUUACGAAUUCGUACGCCGCUGAAGGACAUGCACUACCGUUCCCUGGUAUGCCUAUGAUGCCCAGCUUCCCGGGUGGCCCACCGCCACCUAGCGGACUGCCGUCUGGAAUGCCACCACCACCAUUCGGGUUCCCAGGUGGUACAGGAAUGCCACCACCACCAGGAGGAUUCCCUGGCGGUUUGCCACCUCCGGGAGGGCGAGGUAUGCCUCUACCACUUCCAUUGCCAGGCCAGCCCGGCGCUCCACCUCUUCCUCUCCCAGGCAUGCCUGGCGCCCCACCAUUUCCGCCAAAUUUCCCUCUACCGACAAACCUCCCUGGAGGUAUGCCCCCCUUAGGUCCUAAUGGUAUGCCACUUCCAAUCCCUCCACCAGGUGGUCUGCCAGCAGGAAUGAUACCACCUCCAGGUUUUCAUGGCGGUCCUCCUGGUCCGCCAGGUGGGAUUAACCCCCCUCCGGGCCUGGGAAUGCCGCUUCCAGGCGAUCCACGGCAAAUCCCCCCCUCCUCAACAGCAGCAACUCAGCGGGUUCGGAAACCCACCAAGCUAGGUGCUUGA
Messenger RNA from Orbilia oligospora ATCC 24927, 849 nucleotides. RefSeq lists its product as uncharacterized. Gene Ontology annotation, cellular component: U1 snRNP. The record is from RefSeq and is a predicted model, not a curated record. Lineage: Eukaryota; Fungi; Ascomycota; Orbiliomycetes; Orbiliales; Orbiliaceae. Gene Ontology annotation, molecular function: pre-mRNA 5'-splice site binding; zinc ion binding. The coding region runs from base 1 to 849 and encodes 282 amino acids. Gene Ontology annotation, biological process: mRNA 5'-splice site recognition; spliceosomal snRNP assembly; mRNA splicing, via spliceosome. The transcript is spliced from 5 exons.